AUGACCGAUCCAUUGAAGACCUUGGACUCGUCCGGUCGUCCUGAGCCGGUAGCCGUCUCUCAGGAGGUUUAUGUAUUGCUGGCGACAGAUGUUGCCUGUCUCUGGUUACUCCAUCCUCGACUGGCGACGCAGGAACGCAUGGCGGGCAUUGCUUCAGCCACUAUCACAGACUGGAACAGCAAGAAUGAGAAGAAUCCAUCUGCCAAGGGCUUGAUUGCUGUCUCUUUUGACCAGCGCAAUCACGGCACCAGAAUGGUUGACCCGCUGGCGAACGAGGCUUGGAGACAGGGAAACCCUCGCCAUGCUCAAGAUAUGUUCUCUAUCUUCCAGGGCACUGCUCGAGACACAUCGCUCUUAAUGGAUUACCUCGCCGCGUUCGUCUUCCCUAAUAGCGAGCAUAAGAUCUCGGAGAACCUCGUUCUGGGUGUCUCUCUAGGCGGACAUGCCGCCUGGAGCUGUUUGCUGCAUGAACCUCGCGUCAGCGCCGGAGUCGUCAUUAUCGGCUGCCCGGACUACCUUAAUCUCAUGGUAGACCGGGCUCGAUUGUCGAAGUUGCCAUCGUGGACGAAGGGCGACCCACCUGGUUCUGACAUUUUAGGCUCGGAAGCUUUCCCGAGUUCGUUCGUGGAUAUCGUGAAGCAGUACGACCCGGCUAGCCUCUUCCUCAGCUGUGUUGAUACCGGCUCGUCCAGCCCAUUGCGCCCCGACACUUUGCCCGACCCGACGGACAAGGAACAGCAGCAACUUCGACCACUUCUGACUCGGUGCCUGGCGGGCAAGCGAAUCUUGAAUCUCUCUGGUGGAGUGGAUAAGUUAGUGCCGUAUCACCGAGGCGAGGCAUUCCUGAACUGGUUCAAAGAGGCCGUCUCGUCCGAUGGCUGGUUUGGCGAUGGCGCCAUUACAUUUGAGGAUAUUAUCGACCAAAGUGCGGGCCAUGAGGUUACGGCCAAGAUGGUCGACGAGGCCGUCCGCUUCAUUAGUGAAACGCUUGCUAUCACAGAUAAGAAAGACCGGAAGGGAUCGGUGCGAUCGUCCAAGAUCUGA
This is a messenger RNA of Penicillium maclennaniae, 1044 nucleotides long. RefSeq lists its product as uncharacterized. NCBI's taxonomy places the organism in Eukaryota, Fungi, Ascomycota, Eurotiomycetes, Eurotiales, Aspergillaceae. The transcript has 3 exons. The record is from RefSeq and is a predicted model, not a curated record. Bases 1 to 1044 code for a protein of 347 amino acids.